This is a messenger RNA of Pocillopora meandrina, 918 nucleotides long. NCBI's taxonomy places the organism in Eukaryota, Metazoa, Cnidaria, Anthozoa, Scleractinia, Pocilloporidae. The record is from the annotation of a GenBank genome assembly.
AUGGAAGUAUAUUCCAGAAGUACAACUCAUAAAUCCAUACAGGGAUUUUUUCUGGUUUCCAUAGACUUCCUCGCAAUCUCUGGAAAUAUCAUCGUCUGCUGGGUUGUCUUCAGAAAGCGAAAGACGCUUCGCGUUCCAUAUUUAUACGUGUUUGCUUUAGCAGUCUCGGAUUUGACUGUAGCGAUAUGCUGUUUCCCUCUCUGUAUCCAGGCGUUUUUCGAAAAUGCGUGGGCUCACGGCCAUAUCUUGUGCCAGUUCACUGGUUUUCUCAUUUACUUCUGGGCAGGGAUUUCUGUUCCAACCCUUGCUUUAACUGCAGUGAAUCGCUAUUUCCGUGUGGUCAAAACGCAAAUAUAUCGCAACUACUUUUCGGUGAAGUCAAGCCUCUUCCUGAUCAUGUCUGUAUGGGUAUUUACGCUUUGUGAUGGUUUCUUAUCGACCUUCGUUGGACCAGUGAUAUAUCAAUACGAUUCGCGAUUUUUCUUCUGCAUUGGAACAUUCGCCAGCAAAAAGCACCGAUUAAUCAUCGGUGUGCUAUUGCACUUGGUUCAUGUCCUUAUUCCUCUUGUUGUCAUCGUGGCUUGCUACGCGAGUGUAUUCAAGACAAUACGAACGCAUAACGCAAAUAUAACACCCUCAUUCCAAGCGUGGCGAAACCAGCCUUUGACAGCCUUGAAUGCAUGGGAAAUACGUGUUACGCGGUUACUGUUUUUAGUGAUCUUGGGGUUUUUCGUAUGCUGGAUACCUGUCAUAGUUAUUGGGAUUUUGUCGCACUCAUCAGUAGCGAAUUUACCAGCAUUUGCUUACGAAUUGUACACCGUUUUGGCAAUGACUUCCACUGUAAUCAAUCCAUUCGUAUACGGGUUGGGGAAUCGGGAAUUUCGGCGAGAGUUUAUGGGAGUUUUUAAAGGCACAUGA